Messenger RNA from Dreissena polymorpha, 2614 nucleotides. RefSeq names its product zinc finger protein 660-like. The transcript has 7 exons. Bases 206 to 2044 code for a protein of 612 amino acids. Gene Ontology annotation, biological process: regulation of transcription by RNA polymerase II. Lineage: Eukaryota; Metazoa; Mollusca; Bivalvia; Myida; Dreissenidae. Gene Ontology annotation, molecular function: DNA-binding transcription factor activity; RNA polymerase II cis-regulatory region sequence-specific DNA binding. The record is from RefSeq and is a predicted model, not a curated record.
CGCAUCUAACACUUCCUCAUAUACAUGUGAGUAACAACACGGCCGUUAAUCACGGUUGCCACCUCUUUUGGGGAUGCAUUGAUAAAGAAGCCCAUGAUACUUUGGUGGUGGCGCUAAGGACCAGAUGUUUUGAAAUUUCAAGGAUAAUUCUUCAGGAAUGACGCGUACACAGUAAAGUCCUCUCGCGACCUCCAAAAAGUUCAAAAUGAGUAAACGAAAGACAGACAGCAAUACCAGGGAAAGUGACAUGGAUAGCGUGAGUGUGAUUUGUAAGGACUUUAAUUCCACAACCCAAACGAGCAUAAACACUAUAUCACCUAGAGUGAGUACAGAGACCUUAAAUUCAGACCAAACAAUCAAUGACUUGAACUCUGUUUGUGUCAAAAUCGAGACUGAUGAAUUGUGUAAUAUGGCAACAGAUUUUUAUUCUGUGUGUGCCGAACGAGAACAGGUUUUAUUUGAAAACAGACAUCCAGAUUGCAAGAAACAAGAUGGUUUCAAUUUAAUACAUGAACAAACAGGAUCACAAUGUUUACAGUUGGAUCAAGAUAACACCAAACAAUAUGGCCUCACCUCUGAAUGUGUGAAAUCAGAACAGGCAGAAUGUGAAGUUAUGCAUCAAGAUGUAAUCAGACAAGCUUGCUUCAAUUCUGUAUGUGUGAACAAAAUCACGACUGACAAUUCAAAUGCAUAUACAGCACAAGAUGAGCACCAUUCUGUGUGCUGGAAAACACACCAGUCUCUUAAUCCAAAUACAGACCAGAGGUAUAUAACAACAAGUGACCUUAAUGCAGAUACGGAGAAUGGAAAUAUAGCAGCAAAUGAUAACAAUGCCUUAAGUGGUUAUACAUAUUCAAAAACAUCCAAGAAUCAAGCUAAAUUGGCUGACCUAAAUGCUGUAUUUCUGACAAGGGAAGAAAAUAACCUUUCAAAUAUAGACCAAUUUUGUGCUGGACAAACUGUGGUUGUGAAGAGAACAAAAAUUGACCAUUUCUCAAACCCUACUGUUGGAAGACAUUCAAGCGUCGAAAAAGAUGACUCAGAGAUAUGCAUUGAAAGAGACAAAAGGAAAAGCAAAAGCUGUCACUCAACCGAUUCGGCAUCAAAGAAAGUUCGAGGUCAAGGUUUGUCCAAAGGCGUAGUCCAGCCUAGGUGUGUUCCAGCAAGAGUGAAGGCUGUGACAUGGACUGUCCCACUUUCACUGGAACCAGCUAAGAUGAAAUUGGAAGAAAAGGGUGACCCAGUGAAGAAAGUUAAGAGAAUGAAGAAAGCCAAGACCCCAGAGAAAGACAAGACUGAGUACAGUCUUCAAGAGAGGAACCUAGCCAGCUACUGUGGAGAAUGCAAGAAGGAGUUUGCAGGGGACUGUCCUGUUCAUGGACCAUACAACGACAUACCGGACAAAGAGGUGUGUAGUAAAGCAUUUAAACGGAGUGGUGACUUUGAGAAACACAUGAGGAUACAUACAGAAGAGGGACCGUACAAGUGUGAGGAGUGCGGCUAUUCAUGUAAAUUUAGAAGUCACUUAAAGAUGCACAUGACAAUACACACAGGAGAGAGACCAUACAAGUGUAAGGAGUGCAGUUAUUCAUGUAAACUUAGAGGCCACUUGAAGAUACACAUGAGAAUACACACAGAAGAGAGACCGUACAAAUGUGAGGUGUGUAGUAAAGCAUUUAAUCAGAGUGGUGGCUUGAAGACACACAUGAUGAUACAUACAGGAGAGAGACCGUACAAGUGUGAGGUGUGUAGUAAAGCAUUUAAUCAGAGAGGUGGCUUGAAGACACACAUGAUGAUACAUACAGAAAAGAGACCAUGCAAGUGUGAUGUGUGUGGUUAUGCAUCUAACCAUAGUGGUCAUUUUAAGACACACAUGAUGAUGCAUACAAGAGAGAAACCGUACAAAUGUGAGGUGUGUGGUUAUGCCUGUAACCAGAGUUGUCAUUUGAAGAGACACAUGCCAAUUCAUGCAGGAACGACACAAUACAAGUAUGAGGAGUCACUCAAGGGUGUAGUUAUUCAUGUAACCAGAGUGGUCACUUGAAGAGACAUAUGACAAAAAUACAGGAGAGAGACAGUACAAGUGUGAAGAGUGUAGUUAUGCAUGUAACCAGAGUGGUCACUUGAAGACACAUACGAUUAUACAUUCAGGAGAGAGACUGUACAAGUGUAAAGUGUGUGGUUGUGCAUGUAACCAGUGUGGUCACUUGAAAAGACACACAUUAGAUAUAUACAAAUGAGAGAAUUUUCAAGUGUGAGGUGUGCAUUUAUGCAUGUAAAGUUAGUGGUGACUUGGAGAGACACAUGAUGUUACAUACAGAGGAAACACUUGAAAAGUGUGAGAUGUGUGCUUAUGCAUGUAACGAGAGAAGUGACACACAUGUGUGAUGUGUUGUUCAAGUGGUCACUUGAAGAAACACAUGAGGAUACAUACAUGAGAGAACAAGUGCAGUGCUCCACCUAAGCCUGAAUAGAAGGGCGCUCAGCCAUUCCGUUCUGAAGCCCCGCCAUGCCGUUCCAAGAUUCCGCCCUUCCCUUUUAAUAUGUCCUUUAGCAAUUGAGUACGUUGUGUGUAUCAUUUGAAACAUUUAUUAAAAUUAUAGACAAAUUUGCA